UGCGAACGAAGCAUUCAUUUCUGAACUAACACUACCAUGCCGGAUCUCCAAGGAGUGCACCGUUUUCGCGACCACGCCGUCGCAGGCGUCAACUGGCGACCGACUCGCUUUGUCGACGAGGUGCCCAGUUCGCGUGUGUGUGGCCUCUGCCGCAUGAUUCCCAAGCGGAUAAUGGUGCUGCCAUGCGGACACCUUCUAUGCCACUCGUGCCUCGCAGCCAACUCCGAAGGAUGCGGUGGGCGGUGUCCCUUGGAUCAAGAGCCGUUCGAGGAAGCUGAAUGUGUCAGCUAUGAUUUGCCAACCAGGAAAGCGAACGCCUUGAAAGUUCAUUGCUGGAACAAAGCGCAUGGAUGCGAAUUUGAGGGAGCCGUGGAGUUUAUGCUGCGACACUACGAGAACGAAUGCACAUUCCACACCGUGGAGUGUUUGCGAUGUGGCGAGGAAGUCCUGCACAAGGAACUGUCCAGGCACUACGCAGCUGUGUGUAGUGCCGCUGUUUCUUCAACACGCGCAGAGAACGCGUCCUCAGAUUCCCAAGUAUUGACCAUUCAAGACGUGACGGCUGCUCUCGAAGAACUCAAAGCGCUCUUGAGGGACGCCAACCACGAGCAGUUGCUGCUUGCGAUUCAGAGUCAAAUGAACGAGCUGAGUGAACAGAUCAGGAACCAGGAACACAGGGAUGGCACAAGUCGCGACACCGAGCACCUCGACCUCGUCGCAGCAGAGAACUUCUCGGCUGAACCCGAGUGA
Messenger RNA from Rhipicephalus sanguineus (brown dog tick), 750 nucleotides. Its product is annotated as TNF receptor-associated factor 3-like. NCBI's taxonomy places the organism in Eukaryota, Metazoa, Arthropoda, Arachnida, Ixodida, Ixodidae. Gene Ontology annotation, biological process: regulation of canonical NF-kappaB signal transduction; positive regulation of JNK cascade; protein K63-linked ubiquitination. The transcript has 3 exons. Gene Ontology annotation, molecular function: ubiquitin protein ligase binding; tumor necrosis factor receptor binding; metal ion binding. The record is from RefSeq and is a predicted model, not a curated record. Bases 37 to 750 code for a protein of 237 amino acids. Gene Ontology annotation, cellular component: cytoplasmic side of plasma membrane; plasma membrane signaling receptor complex.